UCCUUACUGUGAACCGCAGAGUGAUGUCACUGUGACUCGCGACAGCGUUGAAGUGGAAACGAUAAAAAACAGCAGUUUAUUGAUAAGAAGACCGAGGCUCAGUGGCUGUAUAUUAGAGGCUGCACUGGAAGCUGUCCUGCACUUGUUGAGUUCACAAUAGUGCAGUGGCUUCGCUCUAUUUAAAGAGGCAACAACAUGGCACACGCUGCAGCCAGGAGAGAGUCCGUGGACACUGAAACCUGCAGGUCUGAGGCCCCGGGAAAGAGCUUUGUGUUCACCAAGAAAAGAGGCUACGAUGUCACCAGAAGCCCCCUCCUCAACAAGGGUAUGGCUUUCUCCCUGGAGGAGCGCCUUCAGCUGGGCAUCCAUGGUCUGCUGCCUCCCUGCUUCAUUAGCCAGGACGUCCAGGUGCUGCGAGUACUCAAGAACUAUGAAAUGAAGAGAGACGACUUGGACAGAUAUGUGUUCCUCAUGGGUCUCCAGGACAGGAAUGAGAAGCUCUUCUAUCGCGUGUUGACAUCGGACAUCGAGAGGUUCAUGCCCAUCAUCUACACCCCCACUGUUGGCCUGGCCUGUCAGCAGUAUGGCCUGAUAUUUAGGAAACCAAGGGGGCUUUUCAUCACUAUUCAUGAUCGUGGCCACGUGGCAUCCCUGCUCCAAAAUUGGCCAGAAAAAGACAUCAAGGCAGUGUGUGUGACUGACGGAGAGAGGAUCCUGGGAUUGGGAGACCUGGGCUGUUUUGGGAUGGGCAUCCCAGUGGGCAAGUUGGCGCUCUACACUGCUUGUGGUGGUGUUCCGCCCCAACAGUGUCUUCCUGUCAUGCUGGACGUAGGCACAGACAAUGAGGCACUGCUGCAGGACCCGCUCUACAUUGGGCUGAGGCAUAAAAGAAUCCGAGGCCAGGCCUAUGACGAGCUGCUGGAUGAAUUUAUGAAUGCCGUCUCUGAUAGGUACGGGUCAGACUGUCUGAUUCAGUUUGAGGACUUUGCCAAUGUAAAUGCUUUCCGUCUGCUGAGCAAGUAUCGCAACAAGUACUGCACAUUCAACGAUGACAUCCAAGGUACAGCUGCUGUGGCAGUAGCUGGGCUCCUGGCUGCUCUUCGUAUCACCAAAACCAAAAUGUGUGAUCACACCAUUGUGUUCCAAGGAGCAGGAGAGGCAGCAAUGGGAAUCGCAGAGCUUAUCACCAUGGCCAUGGAGAAGGAGGGACUGCCAAAGGAGCAGUGCUUGAAAAAGAUCUGGAUGGUUGACUCCAAGGGUCUCAUUGUCAAGGGUCGGGAUAGCCUGACUCACGAAAAGGAGAGGUUUGCUCAUGAACACCCACAGAUGAAGAAACUGGAGGAUGUCGUACAGGAACUGAAGCCCACAGCUAUCAUUGGUGUGGCAGCUGUUGCCGGAGCCUUCUCUGAACAGAUAAUCAGGGACAUGGCGUCCUUCAAUGAACGUCCAAUCAUCUUUGCCCUCAGCAACCCCACCAGUAAGGCUGAGUGCACUGCUGAGCAGUGCUACACCUUCACCGAGGGGCGGGGCAUCUUUGCCAGUGGUAGUCCAUUUGACCCAGUCACACUCCCUGAUGGCAGGACGUUCUACCCCGGACAGGGGAACAACGCCUACAUCUUUCCUGGUGUUGGCCUUGGAGUCAUAGCGUGUGCUGUCAGACAUAUUAGUGAGGAGGUGUUCCUUGUUGCAGCCGAGGCUCUUGCUCACCAGGUGACGGAGAAGGAUCUGGCAGAAGGAAGACUGUAUCCUCCUCUCUGCUCCAUCAGGAACGUCUCUCUCAACCUGGCUGUAAAGAUUAUUGAAUAUGCUUAUGAACACAACGUGGCCACACUUCACCCAGAGCCCUCUGACAAGGAAGCGUACGUGCAGUCACUGAGCUACAGCACUGACUAUGAGGAGUUUGCCGUGGACUCAUACCGCUGGCCGGACGACACUGUGACUGUGCAGUCAUGCAAACUUUAAUGCACGGGACACAGACAAGGAAGCAAAGUUUUGAACAAUAUUUUCUCAAGAACCAAUGAUGUAAUAUAAAGAGUAGCACUUGGUUGUCUAUAUAUAUAUAUUAUAACUGCACUUAAAAUGUUGUUAUCCUUUAAAAAAAAUAAAUAAUAUAUACAUAUAUGAAAAUACUAUCUUGGGUUAAAUUUUGUUGCAUACUAGUAGGAAUACAAAGUAUGUUAUGACUUUGACUAAAAUUCAUCUUAUUUUGAUUUUUACAAAUACAGAAUCCACAUGCAUUUGGACUUUGGGUGAGUAUUAGGUCAUUUCCAUUCAUCUUUAUAUAUUUUUUGUCUUACUAUUUGUGAAACAUCUGUUUAUACAAUUAUUAGGUUUAAUAAGUGGUAUGCUGGUGUAUUUAAUCCAUCGUAUGGUGCUUUGGCUCCUUCAAGAGGUCAACCUCUAUUACUGCAGUUAAACAAGAAAACUCUCCCUCGAGAAUCAUGUUCUUAAUUCCCUUGCUUGAAAACAACAACGAUUCCCUGUCUAUCUGUUUUGAUUUAUAUGUAAACUAAAUGUAAUAAAACCAAACAGAUUUUAAUAUUUGUGAAUCAGUCACAACCAGACAGUCAGUUCUAGAUGCCUUGAUCUGCAGUUCUACAGCCAGCCUUUAUAUGAAAUCAACACAGACACAGUCAGAUCAGUCAGUGCUCAGUGACGGGUGUCUGUCUGUGAAAGACAACGCUGUCCUCCCUCACUUUUUUUCCUCUCACCCUCGGGGUGACCAAUACUCUGACACAACAAUUAGUCUCCAACACCAGACUGUCUGUGCCACAUGUUGUCACGGUUUGAACUUGUUCCUGUAUAUUUACUAAUUUUCACUCUGUUAACUCAGACACUGCACCUAUAUUUGGGGGAUGGUGAGACCCUUUGACCUCUGUGUAAACUGGGAAACAUUGUAUGAAUUGUUUUAUUUGAAAUAGUUUCAGCAUAUUUAUUUCUGAAUGUCUGAAUCAUUACUCUGUUAUUGACUUGGGCUGAGAUGAAUUUCACUGUGGCUGUUUUAGCAUCGUAUAACUGUUGUGCUACAAUUACAGAAUGUUGCAACAUUUGUGGAGCACACUUCUCCCCAUCUUAAAUAACAGUGAUAUGGAAGUCGGGGGCUUGAAACAAGGCAUUAAUAAUCUUGUCAUUGAAA
Cynoglossus semilaevis (tongue sole) is the source of this 3136-nucleotide messenger RNA. It is a transcript of the gene me1, whose product is annotated as malic enzyme 1, NADP(+)-dependent, cytosolic. Gene Ontology annotation, biological process: pyruvate metabolic process; malate metabolic process. The record is from RefSeq and is a predicted model, not a curated record. The coding region runs from base 196 to 1962 and encodes 588 amino acids. Gene Ontology annotation, molecular function: malate dehydrogenase (decarboxylating) (NADP+) activity; NAD binding. Lineage: Eukaryota; Metazoa; Chordata; Actinopteri; Pleuronectiformes; Cynoglossidae. The transcript has 14 exons. Gene Ontology annotation, cellular component: mitochondrion.